AGAUACCGAAGAAGAAUGGAAUCAUGUUGCUGAUAAUUAUUUGAGACAAUGGAAUGUGCCAAACUGCAUCGGUGCAAUGGAUGGCAAGCAUAUUGAGUUUAAAGUUCCUCUCAGUCAAGGAUCAUUGUAUUAUAAUUAUAAGGGUACAAACAGUAUUGUUUUAUUAGCAUUAGUUAAUGCUCACUAUGAAUUUAUAUAUGUCAACGUUGGUGUUAAUGGUAGAGUAAGCGAUGGAGGAGUUUUUCGUGAAAGCGAUUUGGCAAAAUAUAUAAAUGAUCCACAAAAUCCAUUAAAUGUGCCAAAAGAUAAGCCAUUAUCUGGUAUGAAUCAGCCUAUUCCUUUUGUUAUUUUAGCUGAUGCGGCUUUUCCAUUGCAAAAUCACUUAUUGAAACCUUAUCCAUCACGCAACUUGUCUCAUGAUGAGCGAAUAUUUAAUUAUAGACUAAGUAGAGGUAGAAGAGUAGUUGAAAAUGCUUUUGGCAUAUUAGCUAACAGAUUUCGUGUUCUUCUAACACAAAUAUAUUUAUCCGUAGAAUCAGUUCAAAAUAUAACACUUGCUUGCUGCGUUUUACAUAAUUAUAUCAUUAAAGAAAAUAAUUCUUUAAAAGGAGUAGAUAUUGAAGAUUUAGAAAAUGAAACCGUAAUACCUGGCACAUGGAGAAAUAAUAAUGUACAGUUACAUAAUUUAGAUGUUGUAAACAUAAGACCUAGUAGAAAUGCAAUUUAUAUUCGUGAUAUUUUUAAACAAUAUUUCAAUACUGUUGGAAGAGUUGAAUGGCAAGAAGCUAUGAUUUAA
Trachymyrmex cornetzi is the source of this 796-nucleotide messenger RNA. Its product is annotated as putative nuclease HARBI1. The transcript has a single exon. The coding region runs from base 77 to 796 and encodes 239 amino acids. The record is from RefSeq and is a predicted model, not a curated record. Lineage: Eukaryota; Metazoa; Arthropoda; Insecta; Hymenoptera; Formicidae.